Messenger RNA from Astyanax mexicanus (Mexican tetra), 10265 nucleotides. It is a transcript of the gene agap1, whose product is annotated as ArfGAP with GTPase domain, ankyrin repeat and PH domain 1. Gene Ontology annotation, molecular function: protein binding; GTPase activity; GTPase activator activity. The transcript has 19 exons. Lineage: Eukaryota; Metazoa; Chordata; Actinopteri; Characiformes; Acestrorhamphidae. The record is from RefSeq and is a predicted model, not a curated record. Gene Ontology annotation, cellular component: nucleus. Bases 598 to 4461 code for a protein of 1287 amino acids.
GCGCUCGGCUGGGAUUACGGAGCUGCUCGCGCUGCUGUUCUGCGGUAGCGCUCGCGCUGCUGUUUCUUUUUCUGCGCCCCGGGAAGAGCGCGAGCGCACCGGGCACGGGGAGUACUGAAGGCUGCUGCCCGCGAGGAGGUCUGGAUGGAGCUCAGGACGGUGCUCGUGUAGAUUUUUAAUAGAUUACUACUGUUUUUCUGUUCAUGCAUUCAUUUUUUGUUGGGGUGGUUGGUCAUUCAUUUAAUAAUAAUGCACAAUUUGUAUAUUUAAAUAUUUGCAUAUUAAAACUGUGAACUUUUUUUAGUAAAUUGCUUGAUAUUAAUUAAUAAUCAGAAUAUCAGAAUAGCAAUUACCCAUAAGUUAAUAUAUUAAUUUAUUACGCUAUUAUUUGAGUUGCUUAUUAUAUUAUUAUUAUUACAUUAUUUUAUUGUAGUUUCUUUACAUGAUACCUAGAUACCUAUCUUUGCUGUACUGUAUAUGGUAUGGUAUAUAGUAUUAUUAGAAUGGCCCCUAGACAACAUGUCACAUCAGCUCUUUGUAACCACUUCUUCUUCAUGCUAAAUUAAAUCAAGCGCACCUCGUCACGCCAAAAAAAUAAUGCACCUGCUUGAUAGUAAUUACCCAGAAAGGAUGGAGCGUGGCACGCCGCAAAGGAAAACCGUGUACAGGAUCUCUCUCACCUUGGUGAAAAAGGAGAGUUUGCAAGGUGGUGGCAGUGGUAGUAGUGGUGGCAGUAUUGGUGUCAGUGGCGCUGCCACAGUGCCCAGGCGGCUCGAGAACCCCAAAAUCAGUGCCUACCGCCGGGAAGGAUCAUCCGAAUUCCAGAGGAGCUGUCUUCUAGAGGAGGUUAAGGAAGUUGAGGAUGAAACGGACGAGUUCUCCGUUCCGCAUGCCUACAGGAACUUCAGGACGUUCAGCACAGGGCAGCUGGAGCUCGGUAGGUUGAAGGUGUCGCGGAAGGCACGUCUGCACUUACAGAAGGAUAACUCUCUAGAGUUGGAUGAUACAGAUACGCAGACUUUCACAGCGUUGGAGGACGCUCGCUGCUGCAAAGAGGCAAUAAAGAAUGGUUCACUUCUUCAUAAGGAGGUGGAUGAUAAUGAUGAUAAUGAUGUUCGAGUGCAGGAUGAUACGACUUCAGCUGACAGACUCAAAGCGGAAGGUGAAGCUGAGGAAAGCUGCAAAGCAAUAGCAGCAGAUUCUGCUGUAGGGAAUGGAGAGAGCAUGAGCUAUAAGAAGAAAAAAGACAAAAUGCUUCUAAAGACUUCUAAGAGUGCUGAAGAGCAGGUCAGCGGAUGUACCGUUGGAGAUCAGUCAACGUUUGAAGAGGGGAAAGACUCCUUUAAUGGCGGAAAGCUGCCUAAGGACUCCAGCCUCUCAUCUUUGCUUUCUAAAGCGAACGGAAAGGCGUCCAAGCAGAGCCCGCAAACCCCGCCGGUCAACAAGAAGCACCCCGGCUUGUUGCGCCGCAGCUUCAGCUUUCGCCACUGGACUGGAAGCGAGCUCUUACGGAUACGAGCUCUAUCCAAGGAGAAGCACCACAGCAGCUCGGGUUGCAUCGGGCGAGAGGAAGCUCAGGCUCAAGCCCAGGUCAAGUCCCAGCAGUCUGCUGUGGUCCUUCAGAACCCUGCUUUUGAUGAGAAUGAACCAGCAGAAGAAAUAGAGAAGGACAAAGUAGAGAAACGAAACACUCUGGACGUAGGCGAGUUUGUCGGAAGUCGCCGGGAGCGCGCCAAGGGCAAGAACCGUACGCUGGACAACAGUGACCUGCUCAGGCUUUCGGAUAAGUCCCUGGCCGAGAAAGAGGGAUUCCUCCGAGGCACCGGCUCUCGCUCCAGUGGGCAAGAGCGCAGACUCAUUCGCUUUUUCAGUGGAAUCUUCUCCAAGAAAGAUGGCACCUCUACGCCCGUCAGCAGCCCCAGCAAUCAUCGUGCCCUCCGCAAGAAUGGCCUGCUGGGGUCUCAGAGGAGGGCCACUAUGGGUUACUCGCAGUCGAGCACAGAGAGCGUCAACGGCUUCCUACCGGACGAUGCCUUCGUGAACAGCCAGGAAUGGACCCUGAGUCGCUCCGUACCGGAGCUCAAAGUGGGUAUUGUUGGGAACUUGGCCAGUGGGAAGUCAGCUCUGGUGCACAGGUAUCUGACGGGGACGUAUGUACAGGAGGAGAGUCCGGAAGCUGACGUGGACGCAGGCGGACGCUUUAAGAAGGAGAUUGUGGUGGACGGACAGAGUUACCUCCUCCUUAUCAGGGAUGAAGGGGGCCCUCCGGAGGCGCAGUUUGCGCUGUGGGUGGAUGCGGUGAUCUUCGUCUUCAGUCUGGAGGAUGAGAUCAGUUUUCAGACGGUGUAUCACUACUUCAGCCGCAUGGCCAACUACCGCAACACUGCCGACGUGCCCCUGGUGCUUGUGGGAACUCAGGAUGCUAUCAGUGCAGCUAACCCUCGCGUCAUCGACGACGCCCGAGCGCGAAAGCUCUCCAACGACCUGAAGAGAUGCACGUACUACGAGACCUGCGCCACGUACGGCCUCAACGUAGAGCGAGUAUUUCAGGACGUGGCUCAGAAAAUCGUUGCAACACGGAAGAAGCAGCAGCUUUCUAUUGGACCGUGCAAGUCCCUCCCCAAUUCCCCCAGCCACUCCUCCGUCUGCUCAGCUCCCGUAUCUGCCGUACACAUCAGUCAGACGAGUAAUGGAGGAGGCAGUCUGAGUGAUUACUCCUCCUCCGUGCCCUCCACACCCAGCACCAGCCAGAAGGAGCUCCGCAUCGACGUCCCACAGACCGCCAACACCCCCACGCCCGUCCGCAAGCAGUCCAAACGCCGCUCCAACCUGUUCACGUCUCGCAAGGGGAGCGAACCAGACAAGGAGAAGAAAGGGCUGGAGGGCCGAGCAGACAGCAUUGGAAGUGGCCGAGCAAUCCCAAUUAAGCAGGGGAUGCUCUUGAAGAGAAGCGGCAAAUCACUGAAUAAAGAGUGGAAGAAGAAAUACGUCACACUGUGCGACAACGGAGUUCUGACCUACCACCCCAGCCUACACGACUACAUGCAGAAUGUUCAUGGGAAGGAGAUUGAUCUGUUGAGGACUACAGUGAAAGUUCCUGGGAAAAGGCCCCCCAGAGCCAUUUCCACCUGCGCCGUACCCGGCCCCAAAACCAACGGCCUGACCAAGGAUAUGAGCAACCUGCAACUGGGCCAGGCUCCAGGUUCAGUGAGCAGUAGUUCGUCGGCGUCUCAGAUGGCGAGUGGAAUCAGUUUAGUAUCGUUUAACAGUCGACCGGACGGGAUGCACCAGCGCUCGUACUCUGUGUCGAGUGCCGACCAAUGGAGCGACGCCACCGUCAUCGCCAACUCAGGAGUCAGCACGGAUACUGGACUGGGUGACUCGGUGUGUUCCAGUCCCAGUAUAUCCAGCACUACCAGUCCUAAGAUGGACCCCCCGCCCUCGCCGCACGCCAACCGCAAGAAGCACCGCCGGAAGAAGAGCACCAGCAACUUCAAGGCCGAUGGUUUCUCCGGUGCGGCUGAAGAGCAAGAAGAGAACUUUGAGUUCAUCAUUGUGUCUCUGACGGGCCAGACGUGGCAUUUCGAGGCGACGUCGUACGAGGAGCGCGACGCAUGGGUGCAGGCCAUCGAGAGCCAGAUCCUGGCCAGCCUGCAGUCCUGCGAGAGCAGCAAGCAGAAGUCGCGUCUGACCAGCCAGUCUGAAGCUAUUGCACUGCAGUCAGUCAGGAACAUGAGGGGAAACUCGCGCUGUGUGGACUGCGAGGCCCUGAACCCUGAUUGGGCCAGUCUGAACCUGGGUGCUCUCAUCUGUAUCGAGUGCUCAGGUAUCCACCGUAACCUCGGCACACACCUGUCGCGUGUGCGCUCUCUGGAUCUGGACGAAUGGCCUCUCGAGCUCAUCAAGGUCAUGUCUGCCAUCGGCAACGAGCUGGCCAAUAGCGUGUGGGAGGCCAACGCACAGGGGCGCCUGAAGCCCGCCCCUGACGCCAGCAGGGAGGAACGUGAGCGCUGGAUCCGGGCGAAGUACGAGCAGAAGUUCUUCCUGGCGUCUCUGGUCUGUACUGAUCUGCCUCUGGGGCAGCAGCUCCUGCAGGCCACGGCUGGGGAGGACCUCCGUUCGGUCGUGGUGCUGCUCGCUCACGGCUCGCGAGACGAGGUGAACGAGACGUGUGGAGAAGGAGACGGUCGCACUGCCCUGCAUCUGUCCUGCCGCAAGGGCAACGUGGUCCUGACACAGCUCCUCAUCUGGUACGGAGUGGACAUCAUGGCGCGGGACGCCCACGGGAACACGGCGCUGGCGUACGCGAGACAAGCUAACAGUCAGGAGUGUGUGGACAUCCUGCUGCAGUACGGCUGUCCUGACGAGCGAUACCCGCUCAUCGCCACGCCCAACCUCUCCCGCAGGAACAACAACCGCAACAACAGCUGCAGCAGCACCGGCAGCGCCGCCCUCAUCUGACCCCGCAUCACCUGUCCUUAACACACCUUACACACACCUGACUCAACCAAUCAGACACUGUCUCACUUCUUCACACACUUCAGACUUCCUUCCCUUCAUUUAUAUCUCCAUUAUACACACACACACACACACUCUCACACACACACCUGUACAGCAGCCCUACCACUACAUUCAUACUGAUGAGAUUAGAGGAGUUAUACUAUAGAGUAGUAUACCACACUGAUGGGAAUGACACACACUGACUGUGACGGCCGAUACCAUGAAGAAACACUAAUGGAACCACUGCGUUUGCACUCACGCGAUGAUGUCUCACGCGAUGUCAUCUCACGCGAUCACGUCUCACGCUGCCACUAGAGCUCCGCGCUCUCGUUUCGCCCCUGCCUACGCCUGAACCUUUCUGACGGCAUGUACCUGGCUAUUCUAUACCUGGCUGUUCAUGUAGCUCCUCCCAAGUCAGGUGGCCUAUUUUGGGAGAAUGAUGAAACCCCACCCCCCUACUAUAAAACCCUUCGACCAAUCAGACUUCAGGAUGCAUGGCAGCACCGACCUGCACGACGACGAGAGGCUGAAUGAACCUGAUGAUGCUGAUGAUGAUGAUGAUGCUGCUUUCGUCAACAAAUAUGAUGCUGCACAAAGAACAAGAUGAUGUUAGAUGAUGGGAGAUGAUGGAAAUUGCAGUUUAGACUCCUUAAAGCAUCAUCCAGCUGCCAUAAUGUCAUAAUUUCCUUUCCUGUGCGACUAAAAAAGAAAAAGGGACAAAAGAAAUUGACGCGGGAUCGGUCUCUUGACCCAAACGUCCCAAAAAACUUUACCAAGGUCUUUCCUGACUGGUGCUUUUUCAUUUCGAGUGCGUCACGCAAUGCAUCAUCACGCCAUCAAUGUCUGCACCUCACUUUCUGCCUCACACUUCUUACUCUUUACUUUUUUCUCUUCUCCUUAUGUCUCUAUGUUCUGAUCUGUUGUUUUUUUUGUUUUUUCAGUGCAUUAAUAUAAAAAAAACGCUAAAAACAAAAUUAAAAAGCAAAAACACUCACCAUCAGUAAAUUCAAUUCCAAACUUCCUUUAUACAUAGAUUUUUUUUGUUUUUUGUUUUUUACGAAAUGUGAACAAAAAAAAAUGUCUUGCAAAGACGAGGAAAAAAAAAACACGGCAUCCAAAUAUUCCACAUUUCCCCUCCAUGUGCACACACACGUGAUAACACAAAAAGUUGCUUGUUUUAAACACGCUUUUUUUUAUUUUAUUUCUUGAUACUGAUUUGGGACUGAUUUUUGAUUAUUGUGAAGGAGUUUGGGAGAUUUUGAAGUUUUGUAGGACCAGAAAGGAAAAGAGAUUCAUGUGGGAGCCGGGUUGGUUAGGCGUGUGAUAUAUCAUUAUCAUUCUAGCGCUUUAUAAACUUUUUUAACUAUCAUUAUUCCAGCCUUCACAAGUCUUCACAACUUAAAGGGAAUUUCUUAGUGAAAAAUAGUGAUAUUUUGGUUUUCCGAGCGUCCGAGUUGCUUUUUUGUCCGAGUUCAAACUAUCAGGUCUUACUCUCAGCCUUCCGGUCACUGAUGACUCACAGCAAAGCGCCGGACGGGGGCUUCUGACUAUCUCCGCUAAUGCGCUACAAUCACAAUCGACCGGAUUUGACGUAGAAGUACGCGAGUGUGUUUCUUGUGUGAGUGUGUUUGUGAGCAAAAGCAAGCAAGAGUGAGAGAGAAAAAGGCCCAAUCCCAUUUUACCCUUCCUUAAAUGCUGCAGCCUCUGCCAUCUGUUGCACCAUUUAAGGUGGAACGGGAAAGUUAUCUACUGAGACACACUACCAGCAAUCUUUUUAUUGGCUAGUUGUAAAGAAUUUGGCCAUAAAACAUUAAAACUACACAUUAAACUCUGGUAAAAUAGUAAAGUAGUGCUGAAAAAUCUCUGAAUGAAGAGCUAACAAGCCUUAUCCUUAACCCCUAAACUACCCCUCCAGCCUAACAACAACUGGGACACAUGCAAAACAGAGGGUUAGGGGUAAGAGGUAGGGAUAAGGGGUAAGGGUUAUGGUUAAGGGUUAAGGCUAAGUGGUAGGGGUAAAGGUUAGGGGUACGAAGUAGGGGUUAGGGCUAGGGGUUAGGGGUAGGUGGUGAAAUGGGAUUGAGCCAGAGAUUGAGAUGGUGAAAGAGUGCAUGCAGUCGUUUAGCUUUCUUAUUCACAUUAGCCAUAUUGAUAUAUAUAAUAUUGAUCAGUACAGCAGCCCUGUUUCCGUAUUAAAAACUGCGCUCAGGCCAGAGGAAGGAGCGGCGCCGCGACUCCGUCGAUAUGAACCGAACGCCAGCGCCGACGUCGGCACUUCUCCCCGUGCUUUAUGUGGGAAACAUCAGCGAGGGGACGAGUCCGUCUCAUCUAUCAGCUCUUACUCAGUAUCAGGUGCUCAGGAGACGCGCGAGAGUCUCUCCACUAUGUACUCGUACUAUGUACUGCUUAUUUAUGCCGGAGAGACUCUCGCCAGCCGCAGAAGCUCAACGAUGUGUGUGUGUGUGUGUGUGUGUUUAUUAGUGUAAGAAUGUGUGCCCGGUCAUUUGUCAGAGUUGCCAGAGAUGUCCCAUUCAUUUCCUACCCCUUACCUACUUCCUGCUUGACGCGUCGAGUCCUAAUCCCCCUAAUCUUCAGCUCUGGGAAGAGGUGGAAGCAUCUCCAGAGCUUCGUCUCGUCUUUCUCGCUCUGCUGCUCUCUAACUUUUAAAGACGUGGUAGAAAUGAAGAAAAAACGUUCUUCCCAGGGAGAAAAAAAAAAUUAUUUUUAUCUUUUAAUCUGAAAUUUAAAAAAGUGUGUAGUGUUUUUGGUGCCAGGUUGAUGCUGUGUUUCUUUAAAAAGAAAAAGUGAAAGUGUGUGUGUGUUUUUCUGUCUUUAACGUUUUUGCACUCUUAAUAAAGAGAGAGUUAAAAAAAAGUGCUUUAAACAAAAAAGGGGGUGUUUUUGAGCUUGGUGUCAUUAAUUAAGAUUAAUUAGGAUUAGUUUCUCUUAAGAUAAUCUUUCUCUGUGAUUUUAUUCCUGUCCAGAACGACCAUUUGUGUUUUUCUCUAAGAAAAAAAAAAACACAGACUGAAUUAUCUACUGUUUUUAGCUGAACUCCUCUGUGGUCCAUGGUAAUUAAUCUCCUCGCGUUCAGUAAAAUAGAAAAUAGUCCACUGCCGUGCGCCGUAAUUACACUUUGGGAGCACGUUUCCAUGGAGAUCCGCUUUAAACACAACAGCGAGUGGAAAUGGAGGAGCUACUGAACAUAAAAACAUUCCUUUUUUUGUAUUUCCUCAAUGUGAAAGUCCAAAAACAUAAUUCGACAAGAAGUAUAAGCAAAAUAAUGCUCUACACUGACCCUGAUGAAUAAAAUUAUAAGGUCUUGGGCAUUAAAUGUGGAUGUUUCAAGGACAAUAUUAGCCAGACGCCGUCAGUCACCUUCAUAUACCCUCCACUGUGUUGGGUUUGGUUGUGAUGUGUAUUUAAGAUGUUUUUACAGAACAUAGGAAAUUAGACAAUGUGAACUGAGGAAUGUUUGGAGUUUUCCCAACACUUGAAUAGCAAUCACGAGAGUAGCUUACCUACCACAAGCUAUUCACUGUUCUAUGAUCAGUUUCUUUGCUUCUUUUUAUGGCACUUCUUUUAUGAUAGCUCAAAAACACCCCUUUUGUUUUCAGCGACUCUACUUUUUUUAAAGAGAGUGCAAAAUUACCUUUCUUCUCUUUCUUCUCUUAAUCUCUUCAUCUUUCUCUUCCUCUUUCUCUCUCUUUCUCUUUUUUGAUUCCGUGCACUCCCUUUCUACUUGCCUUGUUUUUUCUUAGCAUUUAUUAAUUAGAAAUUAGAAAUUCUCCCGUCGUGUGUCUGUGAUGUACAGAAUCAAGCCCCGAUCGAUCUGUAUGUAAAGCAAUACAAAGCCGGACGAAAGCCGGGACAUUUUUCAGAAGUAAUAAUAAUAAUAAUUUUCUUGCGGCGCUGUGUAUUUUUUGUUUUAUUUUAUUUUUGUUUUUUUGUCUUUUUUUGGGCCAGUAUUGGCUGCUGUGUGGCACAGAGAGAUGUUAAGACUCUGUUUCAGUUCAUAUUAUGGGAAAAAAAUGUUUGUAGAGAUGUUUGUAGAAGCGAAACGGCGCUCAGUGUUGGGUAGGAGUGUAGAGUUUGAUGUUGUUGUUGAGAAGAAUGUCUGGAGAAUGAAAGAGAGAGAGAAAUGUCUGUAGCUCAAUCUUUGGCUGAAUCCCAUUUCACACCUUUUGCCCUACCACUUAAACCCUACCCCUUGUUUUCAAGUGUAACCCUUCUUCCCUUUGGAACAGAGGAACCUUCAUCAGGAUCGCUAAAGUUCAGCAACCUAACUGCUGCUGAAUAACUAGUUAAUUUUAGGGUGUAUUUUAUUGUAUGUCCUCAUAAAGAUGGUAGAAAUUAACAGAAAUUAGUAAUUAUUGUCCACGUCUUAAUUCCUCUGUGAUAAGAAGCUGAAAUUAGCUUUGAUUAGCUUUUAUUUCAUUCAUCUUAAAUUCUGCAGCUUCUGCAGUCUGUUUCACCAUUUAAGGUGGAAUGGGAAAGUUAGCGAAAUAGAUAUCUACCGAGACAAACUAAUAGCGAUCUUUUUUUUUAUGCUUGUUCUGAAGAAUUCUACCAUAAACUUUUAAAACUACACAUUAAACUGUGGUAAUAUAGGGUAAAUUAUCACUUUUAACAAGAAAAAUACAAAAAUUGUAGCUUUCUUACCAGUGAUUCUCAUACCUCUCAGUUUGAAGUGUGCUAAAUCUGAAUCUCAGGAUGAAAUAUGAAAUCACAGCACAAAACAGAGGGGUUAAGGGUAAAGUUGUGAAAUGGGAUUGGGCCUUUUUUUAUUAUUAUUAAAAAGAGUGCGACACUAAAAUGAGAAAAUGAGCAGCGCUUGGUUUUUCCUGCUGCUUUUGUUGGUUUAUACGAGACUUUAAGGCCUAGUUGGGAAAAGGCUGAGUCUCGAAAAAGCCGUUCGUACCCUACGAAGGGCGCUAGGGAGCGAGACUUGUGUUGUGUUGAAGAGAGGGAGAGAGUGUACAGUUACAGUUAGUUAAGAUUAGAUUAAAAAAAAGCGAUUGGUUGUUUUUUUUUUUUUUGUUAUUUUUCUUUUUUAUCUCAGCCGAGGUGUAAAGUGUUUGCCUUGUAAAUAUAUAUAUAAAUAUAAAUGUAGCAGGCCUGCUAGAGGUCGCACCACAGUACCCAGUUAUUUAUGACGAAAUGCACUACAGCAUACACACACACACGCACACACACACACACACACAUAUAUAUAAAACAUACACACACACACAGAUUCUAGUAAACACCCAGAGUAACCAUUGCGUCCACCCAGAGUCGUCUUCUCCUCUGUGAAAUACCUUCCUUUUUAAGCCUUUUCUCGUUUCUGAUCCACUUUUUCUUUUCUUUUUUCUUUUUUUUUUUUUGCAUGAACGGAUGUAAAUGUUUUUUCUUCUUCAUGUAAAAAGUUUUUUGUGUCUUUACACAAACAAACACAAAUACAAACACAAAUAUACACACAAUCGAGCGUACCUGACUGACAGGUGACACUAUACUGGAUAAAACUUUACUAAAACUAAAAGUUUGCCAUUGUAGAAUGAGUCUUUCCUCCAGUUCCAGCUUCUAGAUUCCAGCUUUGAACUUCUUUCUUUCCUCUUUUGUGGCUUUUUUAUCAUUGGGAUUGUUUUUUUGUUUGUUUGUUUUUUUGCUUCCAGAUUAAACAGUGGUCCAUGAUUUCUCUUUCAUCGCCUGUUUUUAGUUUGAAUUUUUUUCUCUUUUUUUCUGAGAAAAGAAGAAUGAAGAAGCCUCAGAAACACCUGUACAAC